UUACAACUCACUAUUUGACCAACACUUUAGAUACCCUUUUAUCAGCACCAACCAAGCGACCGCUCUGCAACAAGGCCCAGGAAAUACAUAUCUGUUGUCAGAAGCUCGCAUCAUCAGACUCUGGCCUGAUUCUUGAUAUGGACGAUUCUCGCGACCCAUCUCCGAAACGAGGCAGAGAAGCGGAUGAGUAUGAACAUGAGGAUGCGCGACCUCGAAAGCGCUCAAGCUCGGGAACCCCAAAUGGAUCUGCUUCAUACCGAUUGGCGCAGAGGCCUGCGAGAAGAUACAGCAGAGACAAUGACAGUGAGGACGACCAUAGAUACUACAGAGACAGGAGGAGUCCACAAUCUGGAUCACAUUCCCGUUCAGGGUCACGAUCGAGGUCUCAAUCACGACGGCGAUCACGGUCUCCCGAAUCGACGCCUCUUCCUCCGAAGCCAAACGAACUGCAUUAUAAGCCCACAAUGAUUCUUCACGGACACAAGAAAGGUGUCUCCGCUGUCAGAUUUUCUCCAGAUGGACGAUGGAUAGCAAGUGCAUCGGCAGACUGUACCAUCAAAAUCUGGGACGCAAAGACGGGGCAAUUAGAGCAUACGCUUGAGGGUCAUCUGGCUGGUGUAAACAUCAUAUCUUGGUCUCCGGAUUCGAAGAUGAUUGCUUCUGGUUCAGACGACAAGACAAUUCGACUCUGGAAUAUCACAACAGGUUUAGCACAUCCCACGCCAUUUGUCGGCCACCACAACUAUGUCUACUCCAUCGCUUUCUCUCCGAAAGGAAAUAUGCUCGUCAGUGGCUCCUACGACGAGGCUGUCUUCCUAUGGGACGUUCGCGCAGCUCGCGUGAUGCGAUCACUGCCUGCCCAUUCAGACCCGGUCGGAGGCAUCGACUUCGUGCGUGACGGUACUUUGAUUGUCUCUUGCGCCAACGACGGACUUAUUCGAGUUUGGGACACCGCGACAGGCCAAUGUCUCCGAACACUGGUCCACGAAGACAACGCGCCGGUCACGUCGGUACGCUUUUCUCCCAAUGGCAAAUACAUUCUUGCUUGGACGCUCGAUUCCUGCCUUCGUUUGUGGAACUAUAUUGAUGGGAAAGGAAAAUGCGUUAAGACGUAUCAGGGUCAUAUGAACAAGAAGUACAGUCUUUCAGGCGCUUUCGGGACAUAUGGAGGUGAGCCUCCUUACCAGUACGCGUUUAUUGCUAGUGGCAGCGAGGACAAUACCAUUGUGCUAUGGGACGUGAGCUCGAAGAACGUAUUACAGAGGCUGGAAGGGCACAAAAGCCCUGUUCUAGCCGUCGAUACACACCCAAGCGAACAUUUGAUUGCGAGCGGAGGCUUGGACAAGGUGGUGCGAGUCUGGCGUUCUGAAGAAGGGCAAAAUGAAGUCACAAAUGGGACAAACGGCACAGAGGAAGUGGGAGAGAAAGUCGUCAAUGGAGACGAGGCUGAACUUCCGCCGUACCCCUUUGGCGAAUGAAUGGAGGCUUUGUCCGAAGUACCAUUUAUGUUCGACGAUUUUCUCAUCUCGUCGCUUUUCUGAAAUCUAGAUACCCUUUGGCAGUGGAAUUCACUAAUGAAUAUGUGAUUUACAAUGGCAUGCGCUUCUUUGCAUCCUUCAUGUCGGAUCAGGAUUCUUCCAAGUCCUUACAUGCUGUACCAUCUUAUGUAUCGCUUCACCCCCAUUUGGAGCAUUUCUGUU
Molecule: messenger RNA, 1700 nt
Organism: Aaosphaeria arxii CBS 175.79
Lineage: Eukaryota; Fungi; Ascomycota; Dothideomycetes; Pleosporales
Product: WD40 repeat-like protein
Exons: 1
Coding region: 138-1478 (446 amino acids)
Cellular component (GO): Set1C/COMPASS complex
Molecular function (GO): histone binding
Source: RefSeq, a predicted model, not a curated record